Messenger RNA from Brienomyrus brachyistius, 4088 nucleotides. It is a transcript of the gene mcm10, whose product is annotated as minichromosome maintenance 10 replication initiation factor. The record is from RefSeq and is a predicted model, not a curated record. Gene Ontology annotation, biological process: DNA replication initiation; DNA replication. The transcript is spliced from 21 exons. Gene Ontology annotation, molecular function: DNA replication origin binding; single-stranded DNA binding. The coding region runs from base 527 to 3001 and encodes 824 amino acids. Lineage: Eukaryota; Metazoa; Chordata; Actinopteri; Osteoglossiformes; Mormyridae. Gene Ontology annotation, cellular component: nucleus; replication fork protection complex.
GGGCCUAAAUGGGGCAGCGUCGGGCACCGGUAAGACAGGACUAGACAGACAUGAGGUGGAGUGGUAGUCGGCAGAACAUGACUUCAGUCGAAUCACGGGUUAAAUUGAAAUCAGCUUACAGCAGGGCUAUACUCAUACUGAGUCAAGUAAACAAACAUGUUUUCUGUGAUGAGAAACGCGUAUAUCGGAGAAAGGAUAAGAAAACGUUUUCUCAUCUGUAAUAGAUGGGCGGUAUCCCACCCCUUAGCUAAAUAUGUAGCAAGUUUACGAGAUUUUCGAUACAUCUUAAUUUUAAGUGUCAAACUUGAUUCACAUUACAUAUAUGAAUUCUGCUUAAAACACCUUUGAUCCUCCUUCGCCCAAGGCCCGUAGCCAGAAAUUUAUUUAAAGGAUCUCGGACAGACACCUACAUACGCAAGCCGAAGCGAUAGGACUUGAAUUUUGGCGCUAGUAGCAGGAGAAACAAGAGGACGGGGACAAUAAACAAGUUUGCUGCUUAUCUGGAAUCCUUGUUCGAUACUAAGAAAUGGAAGUUGAGGAUGAUCUCGACAUCCUGACUUCCCUUCUAGAAGAAAAUAUUACAGAGGAGCCAAAAGUGGAUGAUUUGGAUGAUCUGUUUGAUAAUGAUGAUGACAAUGAGGAGGAACUUGAUGAUGGGCAAGUUGAGGAUGAAUCUGCCAAACACAAGGAAGACAUCGCCAUGCUCUUUGGAGAUGUGGACGACAUGGAGGAGGAGAGCAUGCAGAACGAGAAUUCAGACACAAAAGCAAGUGAUUCCCAUGAUAAAUCUAAGGAGGAGCUUGCAGCUGAGCUGAGGCGUAUGCAGGAGCAGAUGCGCAAGCUGCAGCAGAAGCUGGGGGCCUCGCAUAGCUCGGAAGCUUCCAGACCCAGCCAGAAUGCACUUUCUGUCCCGGGGGCCGAGAAGCAGGCCGGCUCCUCAGACAGUCCUGCGCCCUUGACACAGAGGAGCCACCCCACAAAGUCACAAGAGUCCGCCAUGACAGACCCCCUCCAAAAGAAGCAGCGAGUUAAUCACCAGACCAGACCAGGACCUGCAGCUGCUUCAGCUUCAGCAGUCAGUUACCUGGUAGGGCAGAAGAGUCAACUAAUGAAGCCCACCGAAGCAGCACAACCUGCCCCCCGCACAUCAGCUCCUCAUGACGCUACUGCAGAGAAGUUCUCCGGACUCAGGCUCAGGAGGCCACGUGUGUCCUCCAUGGAGAUGGAGCAUAAGAUGGCAGACCGUCGCCUGAUACGGCUGUCGCAGUUACCAGAACGGCUGGCUCGCGAGAAGCUUGAUGACACUGACUGGGUCACCUUUGCUGUGGUGGUCAGCAAAGUCACUCCACAGAGUAACAGCAGCGGCAAGACCUUUAGUAUUUGGAAGCUGAAUGACCUCCGGGACCUAGAAGUUUAUGUAAACCUGUUCCUGUUUGGAGAAGUUCACAAAGAACACUGGAAGACUGAUCCGGGCACCGUCAUCGGUAUCCUUAACCCAAAUCCAAUGAAGCCCAAGGAGGGGUCUGAUGGGCUGUGCUUGUCUGUGGAGCACCCGCAGAAGAUUCUGGUCAUGGGUGAAGCCCUAGACUUUGGCACUUGCAAGGCUACCAAGAAGAAUGGGGACCCCUGCAAACAGCUAGUCAACCUGCACGAGUGCCAGUUCUGCCAGUACCAUGUGAAGGCCCAGUACAAAAGCAUGAGCUCCAAGAGGGCGGAGCUGCAGUCCAGUUUUUCUGGCAAGGUUCCCGGGAAGGCUCGGGGAAAGGGCGCUGUUGGAUUGAAAGAGCGUCUGUGUCAAAGUGGGUUCCAUUACGGGGGGGUGUCAUCAAUGGCGUGUGCCACCUCUGUGUCAGGACCGCAACAGAAGAGACUCAAGCAGACAAGCCUGAGCAAUCUGUUUGUAAGAGGUUCGGACCAGAUCAUCAGUCAAGCAAGGAGUCUCGCCAUGACUUCCAGCGACGUCACUGGCUGCUCCGAUGACUUCAAAAGCCUGCUAUCAAUGCCGACGCCAGGAGCCCUCAACCUGAAGAAACACCUGCGGCAUAAUACGUCAGGAUCGGCCAACGCAGCGAGCCCUGGGAUCCAGUCUAUCUCGGCUGGCCAGCUCCUCAAGCAACAGAAGCAGCAGCUCAUGGAGGCCAGACGCAGGAAGUCUGAGGAAAUUCAGCAGAGGUUCCUCCAGAACUGUGACAAAGCUGCCCCAAAGAUGCCCUCACCAGAAGCAGUCAAGCAGUCCCCCACAGGACCGCGCCACACCCCCAAGCUGGGGCGUGGCUUCAGUGAAGGGCAGGACGUCCUGUUCUUUGACCAUCAUACACCAACACCUCCAACACUCAACUUAUCAGCUGCAAAGUUAGCAGCACUGAAAAAGCUGCGGCAAAAAGGAGCAGCACUGGCAAAAGACGACCCGAACUCCGUGAAGAGGAAAAGGCCGAACGUCAGUGACAUCACCAGCAGGGUGGAGCAGAACCGGGAGUCCCCUUCAGGUGGGUCAGAACCGGAGCUUGAAGAACCUGAGCUGAAGAGGCGCCGAGAGAACUUGGAGUACUUGCAGUCUGACGCUUUUCAGAAGAUCCUCAAUGCCAAAUCUAGACACUUGGGGGCAGUACAGGAUGCAGAAUUUCAGAUCCAGGAGAAGUACUUUGAACCCCUCGUGAAGAAGGAACAAAUGGAAGAGAAGAUGAGGAACAUCCGCGAGAUGAAAUGUAGGGCUGUUACCUGUAAAACGUGCAAGUACACCUACUUCAAGCCCUUGGACAGGUGUGUGGAAGACAAACAUGAGUACCGUUGGCAUGAUGCCCUGAAACGCUUCUUCAAGUGUCCCUGCGGGCAGAGGGCCAUUGCCCUGGACAGGAUGCCUCACAAGCACUGCAGCAACUGUGGCCUUUUCAAAUGGGAGCGGGAUGGCAUGAUAAAGGAAAAGUCUGGCCCGAAGAUUGGAGGAGAACUACUUUUACCCCGGGGAGAGGAGCAGCCCAAAUUUCUUAACAGCCUAAAGUGACUACUCUUCCGGUCAGAUGUCCAUAGCACUGUGGUAGCUGUGAUUGGCCAUCUUUGCUUUUGUUUGUUUUAGUGGUCGGGAAUAAUCAUCACUGCUCUGUUUUUCACAACAGUGCCAUUUUAGUGAAUGUGUUUUGUCAUCAAAUUAUGCGUCGUAAGAUUUCUAUGGUCUGAAACUGUGUGCUUUAUUAAAAUGAGCCAAGUGCACGGAUGGAUAUUUCUAAGAGGGUCAUCUCGUUUGUUAAAUGUAUGGAAAAGGCUGUAAGUACUUUCCCCCGAGACAUGGGAGGAGUGCGUUGCUGCUUAGCAGAUUAGGCCUCUGUGCCUGUGAUCGGAAGGUUGCUGGUUCAAAUCCCAUACUCUUGUGGAAGAUCGAUUACCCCCCUCAAAUCCAUCCACUCACCCAUUUUCUGCCACUUAUCUGGGGUCAGGUCGUGAAGACAGCAGUUUAAGCAGGGAUGAUGCCCAAACUCACCAACCAUCUCCUCCAGCUUGACUGGGGGAAUACCAAGCGUUUCCAUGCCAGCCGAGAGAUACAAUCUUUCCAGCAUGUCCUGGGUCUGUCCCAGGUUCUGCUGCCAGUUGGACAUGUCCGAAACACCUUCCUGGGGAAGUGUCUAGGAGGCAUUCUACAUAGAUGUCAGAACCACCUCAAACAACUCUUUGAUACGGAGGAGCAGCAGCUCUACUUUGAGCCCCUCCUGAAUGUCUGAGCUCCUCACCCUAUCUCUAAGGCUGAGCCCAUACACCCUAUGGAGGAAACUCAUUUCUGCUGCUUGUAUCCACACUUUCACUCUUUGGGUCACUACCCAAAGCUCUUGAUCAUAGGUGAAAGUUUGAACAAAAGAACAGAGUUCCACCUUAACUCUUUCACCACAACAGAAUGGAGCAGUGGUACAGUGUCCGCAUUACUGCUGAGGCUGCACUGGUCCUCCUUUUGAUCUCGCUCUCCCUUAUUCCGUCUUCUUGUGAAGACCCUGAAAUGCUGAAACGUAAAAGUACAAGGUUGCCUUGUACUUUGUAGUAAUUGCCACACUGCUGUGAUGUUUGGUCUGUUCUUUGUUAUAAAUAAAGCAUUGAGAAAUGUA